AUGUUGUGUCUUCCCGUUCUCUAUGCGGGGCUGGUCUUCUGGGCGUCUUCUGGACUGGCGGAAGAAGCGCCUCCUGGUGACUACUCAGAGUAUGGAGAGGUCCUUGACCUGCCUCCGACCUGUGACGUCAUGUUCCUGAAGACGUGUGAGGAAGAGGAGGACGGCUGUAUUCUGGCCACUGAGCAUCGCUUCACGGAAAACGGUACCACGAUAAAGCUCCAGAGGAGGCAGUGCACUACCUACUCAAACUGCCAGACGGCGCAGCUGCUCUACCACAACAGCACCAACCUGGCCUACUUCCAACUGGCGCUGGGGAAAAACUUCACCAUGGACAUCCACUGUUGCCAAGGCGACGGCUGUAACGAGGUCGCGGACGUUGCUAUGACGACCGGUGCUGCCAUGACAACCGGUAACAGCACGGCAAUGGCCACGACGGAGAGCAAAUGUAAGAACUUGUCAAGACGAUCUCUGGGACCACAGGAGUCUUACGAACUCACCAUGAAGUUCGUCUUUGCUGUUGUAACCGUGUCUGCUGUGCUGGCUGGAGCCGCGGCUCUGAAGUGUUACCAGUGCUCGUUGAAGGACUCGGACGCCAACUGUAACAGCGGCGGGCCCAGUCAGUGUAGUAAUGCCGAGGCGGACACCUGCACCACCCUGUCUGCUAAAUCAGGAAAGUUGAAGACCAUCACCAAAUCCUGCGGUUUGAGAGAGAACUGCGGGAGACUGAGCAUGCUGGCGGCAGCUACCACUUGCAAAGCCAGCUUAGAGAACGUUUCAGGGUGCCUGGAGUGUUGCCAGGGAGACGGCUGUAACUCUGUGACGUCAUUCCGCAGUGACGGAGCCAUCACAUCAGUCAGCGUUAUGGCAACCGUCACCAUGGCAACUUUAGCUUGCAUAGUUCACGUGAUGUGA
This is a messenger RNA of Branchiostoma belcheri (Belcher's lancelet), 912 nucleotides long. RefSeq lists its product as uncharacterized. The transcript has 7 exons. Lineage: Eukaryota; Metazoa; Chordata; Leptocardii; Amphioxiformes; Branchiostomatidae. The record is from RefSeq and is a predicted model, not a curated record. The coding region runs from base 1 to 912 and encodes 303 amino acids.